Messenger RNA from Saccoglossus kowalevskii, 501 nucleotides. RefSeq lists its product as uncharacterized. NCBI's taxonomy places the organism in Eukaryota, Metazoa, Hemichordata, Enteropneusta, Harrimaniidae. The record is from RefSeq and is a predicted model, not a curated record.
AUGCCCAUCCGCCCUACUCCUUAUGAGAACACAUCAUCAUUGAGUAUUUACCUUAGUGGAGGCGUCACACUCACUCCUGGAUUUGCUGAGCGUCUUCAGGCUGAACUUGUCAAGUUGUUUCCAAAGACAUUGGUCAUACAGGUGUGUUAUGUAGCUGAAGACUAUGAUGCUGAAAUGAGAAAGUGCAGUGAAGACGUGGGGCUAUGUACCGCUAGUGUUGAUUUGGAACCCUAUGAUUUACCAGAUAAAAACAAGAGUAUUUACCUUAGUGGAGGCGUCACACUCACUCCUGGAUUUGCUGAGCGUCUUCAGGCUGAACUUGUCAAGUUGUUUCCAAAGACAUUGGUCAUACAGGUGCAUGCAGCUGCCGAGCGAUACCAUUCAGCUUACCUUGGUGCUUGUAUUCUUGCAAGUCUCAAUGCAUUUACUAAUAUGUGUAUCAGUAGGGAAGAAUAUACCAAGAGAGGACCAGCCUGUGUCAGCAAAUGGGAAAUCCGAUAA